This is a messenger RNA of Dicrocoelium dendriticum, 959 nucleotides long. Lineage: Eukaryota; Metazoa; Platyhelminthes; Trematoda; Plagiorchiida; Dicrocoeliidae. The record is from the annotation of a GenBank genome assembly.
UGCAACAAGUCAAUCGAAAAAUCACAGUGUUUCUUGGGUAUCCACUGCUAUUGCAGUUGAGAGACGACAUUGUCUUCGCUCUGUAACGUGUGAAACGGCAUCAUCCUUGGUAUCUUAUACCUAUGGCUUCCGGUCCAGGUGGUCCCGUCUGGACUCGUAAAAUGCGGACACUGUUCCGACGAUUGGAUGCGCACGGACACGGAUACCUCAUGGUUGAUGACCUCAUUGACGCAGGCACUUACAUCUUCAACGUGUAUCCUAAAAUGGAAUCAUACAAAUGUGACAGCAUUGUCAAGACGCUGGUUUACAUGUGGUACAAAGUACUGUGUACCCACGUGGAUAGGAUUGCAGCCACUAUGACAAACAUUAACGAAGCUACCUUCGUGGAUAAUGUGCUAAAAGCAAUGCAAGGGGAAUUUAAGGAUAAGUUUCAUGAGAUACUCUCCGAUCCCUUGUUUAUUGCUAUGGACCAGGAUGAUGAUGGGAAGAUUACUGCACCGGAAUUCACCACUCUGUUCCUCGGCUGGAAGGCGAUUCAGCGAGACGCAGAGACAGUGUUCAAAAUUUACUCUGAAUCUGGAAAAUUGUCCAAGGAAAGAUUUCGCGAAGUUAUGUAUGGUUACUUUGUGGAUGAUGAUUCAACAAGCAAAAUUAAUCGAUUGUGGGGUCCGUUACUGGAGUACAAACGAGCCGAGGAUUAUGGCACAGUUGACUGCGGUCCCGUCUGGGAGGGAAAAAUGCGCUCCAUGUUUCGGCGUUUUGAUGUCGGAGAAAGCAUGAAACUUCGCUGUCAUGACUUGCUUCAAAUCGGCCAGUUUCUUAUACAACGUGGACACCUAGACAAAAAGAAAGCAGAUGCAGUGCUACGGUCUAUGCUACACAUUUGGGUGAAGUUCCUUGCAGUGGAUAAAGAUGGUAAGUCAGAACCAACCAAGGGAUAUUUUACACCAUUUGCAUAA